GCAGCGGCGGCGCAUAAUCCCCCUCGUCAACCCCUCCGAUCCCUCCUCCGCGUCUUCGUCUUCCUCCACUCGAUCCUCCUUUGGCUCCUCCUCCUACCCCGCCAGAGUCUUCGCGGCCACCUCCGCCUCAUCGCGCGUCGUCUUCUCCGAGGUCGUUUCUCGGCCAGCUAACUGGUGUUAGGUUGCGGCGGGCGACGGAGGAGGAGGGGACGUUAGGAGGAGGAGGGCGCUGGCUGAGGGGCUGGAAUUUGGGGGAGGUGAGAGCUUUCUUAUUGAGGGGAGGCGGCGGAAUUUGCUUUUUUGUCGGUCGUGGGCACCGAUCGCCGGCGAUCUCAAGGGUAUCAUGGUGAUUAUACAUGGCCUGAACGAACACAGCCGUUAGAUUCUGUCCGGAUGGUUGUUCGUGUCAGGCUCUUUCAUAGAGAAUAAAUCAUUUACUCGAUGGAGGAUGAGCUUUAGUGGUAGAUAUAGACAGUUUGCAAAGCAACUAACUUCGUGCAACUUUAGGGUGUAUGCAAUGGACUGGACUGGUCAUGGAGGUAGUGAUGGGUUGCAUGGAUAUGUUCCUUCACUAGAUUGUGUUGCGGCUGAUGUUGGUAUUUUCGUUAAAAAAAUUAAGUUGGAAAAUCCCGGUGUGCCCUGUUUUCUUCUCGGUCACUCUACUGGAGGAUCAGUGGUUUUGAAGGCAGCUUUGCAGCCUCAUAUUGAAGCUAUGUUGGAAGGAGUUAUACUAACGUCCCCAGCAUUGCGUGUAAAGCCAGCUCAUCCCCUCAUUUCGGUUUUGGCUCCAGUUUUUUCUCUUGUACUUCCCAAGAUUGCCUUCAAGGGGGCCAACAAAAGGGGAGUACCAGUUUCUAGAGACCCUGCAGCAUUGCUAGCCAAAUACUCUGAUCCCUUGGUGUACACAGGAUCAAUUAGGGUUAGAACGGGCCACGAGAUACUACGCAUAUCAUCCUACCUCACUCAGAAUUUAAGAUCAGUCACCGUCCCUUUCUUAGUCCUCCAUGGAACUGCUGAUAGGGUUACAGAUCCUUUGGCCUCUCGAGAUCUCUACAACGAGGCUGCAUCUAGAUACAAAGAUAUAAAAUUGUAUGAGGGAUUCUUGCAUGAUCUCCUGUUUGAGCCUGAGAGGGAGGAGAUAGGCGCUGAUAUUAUUAACUGGAUGGAGAGGAGAUUACAGCAGCAAAGCUGAAUAUAGGGGCGUGCGAUCAUAACUUGUAGAUUCUGGGAAAGGCUCGAUGUUCUGUAUGUUUGUUAAGGGUUGUGGACAUAAACACGUGUUGGUAGCUUUUAUUAUGAGCGUAUAUCAAUUGCAUUGUUGCGCUGUUCUGAAUUAUAUCGUGGGUAAGUGUAUGAUGACUAUCCUCAUCUAUUAUAGUGUAUUGUGGAAAGCAAGCUGCAAGGAAAUUCAUCUAACAAUUUAAAUA
Asparagus officinalis (garden asparagus) is the source of this 1427-nucleotide messenger RNA. RefSeq names its product monoacylglycerol lipase-like. Gene Ontology annotation, cellular component: membrane. Gene Ontology annotation, molecular function: lipase activity. Bases 449 to 1192 code for a protein of 247 amino acids. The transcript has 8 exons. The record is from RefSeq and is a predicted model, not a curated record. NCBI's taxonomy places the organism in Eukaryota, Viridiplantae, Streptophyta, Magnoliopsida, Asparagales, Asparagaceae.